Aspergillus melleus is the source of this 2418-nucleotide messenger RNA. RefSeq lists its product as uncharacterized. The record is from RefSeq and is a predicted model, not a curated record. Lineage: Eukaryota; Fungi; Ascomycota; Eurotiomycetes; Eurotiales; Aspergillaceae. The transcript is spliced from 4 exons. Bases 1 to 2418 code for a protein of 805 amino acids.
AUGAUCAAUUCGGAAGUCCAGCAGGGAAUGGACGAAAAGCUGGAAGCUUUGGGUCGUGCACUUGAAGAAGCUGAACCCCCGAUGAGCACCCAUAGUAAGGAUAGAAUCGUUGCUGCUCUGGUUGACCUGUUCCGGGAAAUCUGGCCGGCGAUACAGACAUCCUAUCCUGGGUUGGCCCAAUUUAUUACACGUUACAGGCCGAUACAUGAGAUUGUGGGAACUCCUCAGCCGGAAUCAGGGAGUGCCUGGACACUUUCUACUGUGGAGGCAGCUAGGGCGCCCGGGGAAAAUGCCUCUGAAAGUUCCUCCGCUGACAUUGAGGAAUUGUUCAUGGUGGACGCUAUCGAUACGGGCAAUAGUAACCAAAGCGGCCAACUACAGCCAGACCAAUUCAGCCCUGAGGGGGUCAGUGCGAUCGAUUCUCUCGUACCAGAAAUCGGUAUCAACGCUGCUUUACAAGCCUGCGGACCAAAUCUAAGCAACCGCGAGCUUGACGACCUACUUGCGUUGGCCGAUAGUUUUUCCGGCAUUGGGGACCUGCCGCCCGCCGAAGAUUUUGAUUACUCGUUGUUUGUCACCCAGUCUCCCGCAGGCGUGGGUUUGGAGGUUCCACCAUUGCCGUCGGUCGGGUCUAGCAGUGACUGGAUCACCGACAACAUCAUGGCCGAUAACAUUUCAUUGGACCUUGCGGAUGCCACUUCCACGGAUCAUAAUAUGAGGAUCAUCGAAAGCGAAGCCGAAACAACAAAUAUCACUUUUGACAAGCCGAGACACGUAGUUGACUUGGAUUCGCCCGUCUCCGUCGGCGAAGACUUUCCUGUCGUGGUGCAGGCAAUGCAGGAUUGCGGAUCGAGCGCGUGUGCUCGAGAAGCCGAAAAUGAGAUAUGCGUCAUCUCGGCGCACUCGGAGAAGGGGUUGGAUAUCAACAGGAUGGUAGAGGAAACCGGGUUGGCCCUAUUGAAGGGUGAUGAUAUCUCGCUUGACUGGAUCCCCCCCAAUGAUCAUUUCCAGUGCGCAUGGGGUGUGUUUAGUGGCCAGGACCUUAAAGUGAUGCUUCAUGACCUUCUUCACCCAUCCAGAAUGAUAAGUGAGCUCACAGUUGACUAUUUUGCGCGGAAGCUAUUUGCUAGACAGGCGCCUCCUGGAUCGUGGGUCGGCAGGGAACAUGAGUUAGACAAGCUAACCGAACUGCGAUACCGGAAACUUGUGAUCCUUAUCAGAGAAGCCGAGAAGUGGUCACUGAUUGAGGUCCAGCUCUAUGCUAGCAAAGUCAUUCACUACAAUUGUUACGCGGCCGACCAAUCGACAACCCCAUCCUGGGAUCACAGUGGAUGCUCUUCCUGCCUCAGGAUAGGCGAGCGUGUAAUGCAAUUAUUACACCAGCAACAAGACGCAGUGAUGCCCUGGGAGAACCUGGCAAGUAAUAUCACCACGUCGGCUCCAGAUAUAGCCUGGCUUAUCUGGACCACGCGCGUCCUAGCCGCCGAGCAAAUAGAUUUGUCUCUCUUGACAACGACGGAGUAUCGAUUCGAACUGGCCCAAGAGAUACUCUUUGAUCUCAAAGCAGCCCAGACCGCCCAGCUGACUGUCAUGUCUCGAAAUUAUCCUGCUCUAGCCAAUGACGAGCAGACACUCGCGGCAUUCUACAUGGACAUGGGUGCGAGGACCAUGUGCGGCGAUCAACUCUGGAGAAUAGUGCAGGGGUUGGCGGAGUCCGAACCCGGACGUCAACAAUUGGGUCUCCAGCGCGCUGCCGAAUUGUUCCAACUCGCCAUCGGUGUUGCUUCACCUGAGGCUCUGACAAUGCUCAAAGGAUGUCUGCGCGAGUUGCGGUCGCAAUCCCAGCCACCAGACGAAUACCCGGAAACCGCCGGUGGGGUCUUUCGUGCGCUACAAGCCUUUUCUAAGAAGAGCCAUCUCUCCUCGGUAGGACUUAGAUUGGCCCAGUGGAAGUUGCACCGGAUGAAAAAGGGUUCGGAAUCUUUUGCGAAGGAAAUCGCUCUUUCCAUUGCACCUGGAAAAGAAGCUCCUACGUCUGCCGAGAUCAGCCGUGUUCUAGCAGGGUACAAUAAAGGAGUCUACUGGAAUAAUCUGGUGGAAGCCGCUGGUAAAAACGACCCGAAUAUCCUGUGCCUCAUUCCUCCCAUUGUUGUUGGGCCCCCUCCCUGGCUGCGCAAUUUCAGGCCCACCGCAUAUCGGGACAUGCCUAUAGCCGAAAAAGCAAUAUUGGGGACCAUUCUCUGGAAAUUGAAGCGCCAAAUUUUUAUGGGCGUGGAUACUAAUCUAUCGAGUGUUUUGCUCUACAUGAGACCCCCGGCAGAUCUUUACCCACUGGAAGAAACAAGCGAUGAAUCUAUUUUGCAGAAUGACUCGUUGUCAUUUGACCCCCACUUGUUGAGAGGGCCUGGUCGUGUGUAG